This is a messenger RNA of Paramecium tetraurelia, 1092 nucleotides long. RefSeq lists its product as uncharacterized. The transcript is spliced from 4 exons. NCBI's taxonomy places the organism in Eukaryota, Ciliophora, Oligohymenophorea, Peniculida, Parameciidae. The record is from RefSeq and is a predicted model, not a curated record.
AUGUAUUUCUAUGAAGGUAACCCCAUUUUGAUUGCUCAGUUUUCUUGCAUAGUCAUAGGCUUAUUGUCAGUUGUUGGAGUCAUCAUAGUAUAUUUAUUAGGACAAGGCUGGAAAUACUUCAUUGCUAACCUCUUCUUUACUUAAAUCGUUUGUAUGCUAUUUUUCUAUGUACCACAAGUACUAACACCAUUCAUCUAUUAUGAGUAAGCUAAACCGGAUCGCCUAGAUUGCUAACUCAAGACUGAUCAAGAUAAUAACACUUAAAGUUGCAUUAAUGAAACAUAUUGCGAAUUAUAAGGGUACCUCGUUAAUUCAUCCUUUUUGGCAUCAACCUUGAUUUCGUUGUAUUCAUGCUAUAUCAUCAAAUCAACAUUAAAUCCAAAUCUUAAGUUUGUAAUAAACACAAAGUAAAUUUAUUGGAUACAUUUUGCAAUUGGAUUCAUUACAUUUGCCAUCUGCUUGCCUAUGCUCAUAGGGGCAAACUUUUAGCAUUAUGGCACUUCAUGGAAAAAGCAACUUAUCUAUUAUGUCUGCAAUCUGGAAGUUAGAUCUGAUGAUACAUUUACUAGAAGCUUGUUCUGGAUGUAAUCCUCAAUCACAACCAUACUGCUUAUUGUUAGUUUGGUAUUUCACUUUUCAGUGAGAAGUUUAAAAUCGAAAAUAAGAACCAAUCUUACCGAUGAGUUUGAUUAAUGCUCCUCAUUAAAUCUCUAUAUUUUACCUAUUACUUUAAUAAUAUUAUGGACAAUUAACAUGGUGGAGAAACUUAUAGAUUACUAAACGGAUUGGAUAAGGAAUUGUGGAUACUUCCUAUAGGUCUUGUGGUUCAUUCCAUAACUGUUACUAGCACUACAAGGAUUUAAUUACGCAUCACUGUUUUUUUAUGCGUUCCAUCAAUAAUUAGUGCCGAACCUUCCAAGAUCAUUAAAAAGCACCUAUAUGUUCUUUGCAAAGUUGAGCAUCUAUAAUUUGAUAUUUGGAAAAAUCAAAGAAUCUAAAAUACUAAAAGAUUCUCUACUAAAUGAUACUGAUUCAGCAAGGGACAGUACUUCAUCGUAUAUAUAAAAAGACGAUUCUUCAACAAAUCGAUGA